Molecule: messenger RNA, 1422 nt
Organism: Linum tenue
Lineage: Eukaryota; Viridiplantae; Streptophyta; Magnoliopsida; Malpighiales; Linaceae
Source: the annotation of a GenBank genome assembly
AUGGCGGCUCUAACCCAGAACAUCUUUCUCGUCCUUUGCUUAACACUACUAUUAACCAUCUUCUCCCCAUGCAAAUCUUCGAUUAUAUCCAUUAAUCCCAACAACGGCCAGCCGCCGCUACUACUCUAUCUCCCGGUACGGAAAGACGCCGACACUCUCCAAUACGUCACGGUGAUCCAACAGAGAACUCCUCCGGUUCCCCUGAACCUGACCCUCGACCUCGGCGGCCGCCAGCUGUGGGUCGACUGCGACCAGCCGUACAUCUCGUCGACCUACUCGCCGGCUCGCUGCGGCUCCCCGCACUGCUCCCUCGUUGCCGACUCCAGGAGUUGCUUCAACGACUGCUUCUUCCAGUCCCAGCCCGGGUGCCACAACGACACGUGCGGCCUCGUCGUUGAUAACUCCGUCGCCGGGAUUGUCACCGGCGGCGAGGUCGGCAUGGACGUCAUCUAUGUCGAGGCACCAGCGGCCAUGCGGGGUAUUUCCGGGAUGGAAAUGGUUAGCGUUCCUGAGUUUCUGUUCACGUGUGGCGCCAGCUUUCUACUGGAGGGGCUUGCCGACGGCGUUUCAGGGAUGGCCGGACUAGGGAGGACAAAGAUGUCAUUUCCCUCCCAAUUCUCCGCCGCAAUCAGCGGCGGCAUGGGCAAAACCUUCUCCCUCUGCUUGGGUCCCACCACAGGAGCCGUCCUGUUUGCUCCACCGGCUGGUUAUUCCGACGUGGCAAACUCCCUCGUCUUCGCCCCGCUGCUGACGAACCCGGUGAGCACGGCCACGUGUCACAACGACAGCGAGGCUUCCUCGGAGUACUUCGUCGGGGUAAAGUCAAUCAAAGUCAACGGCACCCCGGUCAAGGUCAACGCGACGCUAUUGUCCAUCGACGAGCAAGGUCGCGGCGGGACGAAGAUCAGCACCGUGGAUCCUUACACUGUCCUGGAGCGCUCGAUCUACGACGCCGUUUUGAACGCUUUCGUCGUGGAGGCUAGUGGUAAAUAUAACAUGACCAGGAUAUCCUCGGUGGGCCCAUUCGGGGCGUGCUUCAAUGCGAGCGGGAUCAGGAUAACGAGGUACGGCCCCGCGGUGCCGACAAUCGAGGUGGAGUUCGAAAACGGUGUCGCGGCGUGGCGGAUUCUGGGAGCGAACUCGAUGGUUCGGGUCGGGGAUGAGGUGACGUGUCUCGGGUUGGUGGAUGGAGGAGCGAAUCCCCGGACGGCGGUGGUGAUCGGAGGGCAUCAGUUGGAGGAUAAUCUCGUGGUGUUUGACGCGGAGCGGUCUCGGGUCGGGUUGAGUGGGUCGAUGUUGGGCCGGGGGAGGAGUUGUGCCGGGUUUGUGGAUAGAAUUACUACAUUCGGAUCCUACAACGGGUCGGGAUUCGACUCUUUGAUUUUGGGCCCAGUUAAUAAAAUUGGGCCAUUUUUUUCUUAA